UCAAUUUUUACAGUUUCCCCAGCUGUAUUUCUGCAAACCCACUAUCUGAGCGUUGCCCUGCCCCGCGAACCAAUGCAGGCUCCAUGGUUGGCAAUCUCUCCACGGCCACCGUGGCGCCAUGGAAGCGACUCUGCAAGCUCGUAUCCAACGGAUACUACCAGGAAGCGCUCCUCGCCUACUCUCGAGCACACGCGUCCAACCUCCGUCCGGACGCCUUCACCUUCCCCUGCCUCCUCAAGUCCUGCGCCGCGCUCCAGGAUGCCCCCGCCGUGCUCCAAGUCCACGGUCACCUCGCCAAGUCGGGCUUCUCCUCCUGCCCCUACACGGCCACCGCCCUGACGAGCGCCUAUGCCAGACUCCUCCGUCUCGGGGAGGCAUGCAAGGUGUUCGAUGAAAUGCGGGAAAGAAACGUGCCCUGCUUCAAUGCCCUCAUCGCGGGAUUCUCGCAGUGCGGAAAGGUUCGUGAAGCGAUGGGUGUAUUUAGGCUCCUCGGGAAAGAGGGGAUGCUGCCGGACUCUGUCACAGUGGCGAGUGUGCUACCUGCGUGUCGGGCCAUGGAGCAAGGGAAGCAGCUGCACGGGCUUGUAGUGAAGACCGGUGAUUGUUUGGAUCGCUAUGUUGCCACAUCCCUCGUCACAAUGUACUUGGAUUGUGGUGAUUCGGAUGGCGCAAGGAGGAUUCUUGAACUCAUGGUUGAUAAGGGCGUCGAGAGUUACAAUGCAAUGGCUUCUGGACUGUUGAGGAAUGGUGAAGAUUUUAUAGCUUUGGGUACUGUCAGGGAAAUGAUAUUUGGAUCCAGCGAAAAACCUAAUGAGACUACUUUGCUGGUAGUCCUCUCAGCGUGCACUAGUGUGUUGGCACCAUCACUUGGUAAAGAGGUCCAUUGCUAUGUCCUGAAGCAUGCAAUGGAUUGCAGUAUCAAGAUCAGGACUGCACUCAUUGACAUGUACUCAAAAUGUGGUUCUCUGGAGUGUGCUUACCAGGUUUUCUCUGCCAUGGAUGAGCGGAACUUGGUGACCUGGAAUACGAUGAUCUCAGGUUUUCUGAUACACGAGAAGCUUGCAAACGCCUUAGGGUUGUUCCAUCAGCUGAGGUCGAAAGGCUUCAGCCCUGACAGUAUUACAUGGAAUCUGAUGAUUAAUGGGCUUGCACAUCACCAGAAGUUUGCUGAGGUUUUCUCAUUUUUCAAUAAGAUGCGGUUGGAGGGAGUCUCAGGUGCAAGUCUGGAAACCAUGACAAGUAUGUUGAGUGCUUGUUCAGCUAUGUCAGAUAUCAAGCAUGGGAAGGAAAUAUAUUGCCAUGUUAUUCGAACAAUGCAACACUUUGAGGAUGAUGUUUUCCAGACAACAGUGAUUGACAUGUUUAUGAGUUGUGGAUGUGACAGCUAUGCUGGUAGAGUAUUUGAGAAAGACAGGAGGAAAUCGAAUGAUCCAGCUUUGUGGAAUGCAAUGAUUUCUGGUUAUGGAAGGUGUGGAAAAAGCAGUUUAGCAUUGCAAACCUUCAACGAAAUGCUUGAGCAGCAAGUGCAUCCCAACUCAGCCACCUUUCUCUGUGCUCUUUCAGCUUGUGGCCAUGCUGGAUUAGUCCAGAAAGCAUUGCAUAUCUACCAAAUGAUGGAGAGUGCCUACAGUAUCAACCCUACUUUUGAACACUUGAGCGUCAUGGUUGACCUUUUUUGCCGUGCUGGAAAGCUAUCUGAAGCUUAUGGUCUAUUACUGAAACAUACUGAUCCACCGGCUUCAAUGUGGUAUUCUUUUCUUGGUGCUUGUAGAAACUACUCUAAUGUGGAACUUGGUAAAAUAGCAGCAACAAAACUCUAUGAUUUGGACCCUUCAAGCACAACUCCAUGGGUAAUUCUAUCCAACAUAUAUGCUGAACAAUAUCGAUGGGGCGAAGUAGAGACACUGAGGAAAAUGAUGUCAGACAAGCACCUCAUCAAAGCUCCUGCGCAUACUGAACUUGUAUGAAAAUCUGUUUCUUGUCUGCUUAGUUUAGGAAGGAAAUGAAUACCAUUUAGAAGGCAAUAGUUUGAAAAUGAGUACCAAGUUACCAAUGUUGUGCAUCACAGCUUGGUUAUUGCAGAGUUAGACUUUGUCUGGAUCUACACCAUCCUUUGCAAACAAUAGAUACUAGGUACUAGUGCUACCUACGCUCCUUUUGCCAUACUCAUUUUUCUCAAAAAUAUUUCUAGUAGGUCUAUUUCAUAGCAGAAGUAGUCCCACUUUAUUGCUAAUGCCAUACCCACACACUUAACACAAAGCAUACACAUUUUUGGAACUCGAUGACAACAGUGGCUGUGACUAUAAUAUAUAAGCCUUUUGGGCUCUAAAUAAGGAAGCCUGGAAACUGCUGUGUAAAUGCCGGGAUGGAUAAGAGAUGGCAGCUUGCAACGACUUGCUGAUCUCCACACGCUUCAGUUGCUCGAUGGUUCUCCUUCACUGGAGCGAUUCUUGUGAAAUUUGUCUCUUAUUGCUAGCAACUCUUUCAGAGCAUCUCCAAUUUGCGGGCGAUCUGUUGGUGCUCUGAACAGGAAAGUCCAAUACGCAGAAUCGAAGUGAUGCAAGCUAUUCUCAGAUCUCUGCUCUUGUUAGAGUUGGACUUGUCUUGUUUAUCAUUUUCCAUCUCUGGCAAUAACCAUUGGUCAAUGACAUUAGCCAUCUUGCCUGGCAGUGCCAUCUGAACAUACUUGCGAAGGCCAAAAACAUCCCCAAAAUCAAUGUCUGUUGGUCUUUUUCCAGUGAACAUUUCUAGCAGCAAUACGCCAUAGCUAUAGACAUCACCUAGGGUUGUGACUUGAUUGCCAACUCCAUACUCUGAAAUCAACAAAAGCAGUUGUAAAAGAACUGACUCUACAAGCUACAUAUGUCUAUCUAUUUAACGAAUUAGAUAAAGUUCAUUUCUGAUGCAUUACAUUUCUGAAUUUACAAUACUAUGCAUAUUUGAGUUGUUUUUCUAUUCUAGAAAACUUAGUUUCAUCAAAAUAUACUCGUCUAAUUGGAAAUAGAAGUCUUAAUUAUUUUUUUACUGGAGCCUGCUUUCUGGACUAUAUAUAAAAGUAUAAUAUUGCGAAACUGCACCUGGAGCGGCAUAACCAAUUGUUCCUCUCAUUGAUGCCCAGCCACUUGAAUUCUCCAAGUCUUGAUGUACAAAUCUUGCAAGCCCAAAAUCACCAACAUGAGCAACCAUGUCACUGUCGAGGAGAACAUUGCUUGGCUUAAGAUCACAGUGAAUAAUCGGCAAUGGCUUAUGUUGGUGAAGAUAUUCAAGUGAGAAUGCCACAUCAAUUGCAAUGCCUAACCUCACAAUGUGAUCUAUUGCCUUGUGUUCACCAUCCCCCGUGAUCUGCUGGUGUAGCCAUUCAUCUAAGUUACCGUUUGGUAGGAAUUCAUAUACAAGGGCCUUGAAAUCAUGAUCCUCAAAAUCAAUACUAGAGCAUACUGUCAGUAUCUUCACAAGGUUCCGAUGUCGAGCGCAUCUCAGUGUCUCACAUUCUGCAAUGAAGCUUUGAGAAGCACCACGUCACUUGAGGUUGAGCACCUUCACAGCAACAACUACUUGUUGGUCAUUGCUUCGCAUACUUCCCUUGUAGACCGAGCCAAAACUUCCUGCUCCAAUGAGGUUGUCGGAAGCAAAACCAUUUGUUGCGUUGAAUAAUUCAGCAUAAGAAACCCUCAUAUAUUGCUCACUGGUGAGUGAUAUUUGUAUGCUUGAUCUCAUCUUCCUGCUCCUAUAAUAGAAUAUGAACAGUGCAAAUACUAAUGUGAUAAAUAAAGUUGCACUGCAUAUGGAGAUUAUCACGACAAGUUUCCUGGAUGCUUUCUUGAUGGUGUGGUUGGAAAACAGGGAGGCAAUUUCAAUUGAGGGAUACCACCACACAGGCCAUCAUUUCCGGUGAUCGAGAUUGCUGUCGCAUUGAGGAAUGCCCCAUGUUUUGGGACUUCACCUUCAAAACUGUUGAAUGAUAGAUUCAGAGCAGAAAUGCCUUUCAAAUUUCCAAGAAACUGAGGGAUGCCACCGGACAAAUUAUUGCUGGAAAGGUCAAGCACCAACAGACCUUUUAGUUGCUCCAUCGACGAUGGAAUUUUCCCUUGAAGUGAGUUUCCAGAUAUAUUGAUAUGCUGCAAGCUCUGACACUCACCAAUGGAGGCAGGUAUCUCUCCAGAAAUGAUAUUUGAAGCGAAAUCAAGCACUCCAAGGUUUUUUAGGUUGCCUAUUUCAGAUGGCAGAGUACCAGAUAACAAAUUAUGCCCCAAAAGCAUGAAACUGGAUAAGGUAGAGAUGAGAAAGAGUUGUCUAGAUAUUGGGCCAGCAAGACUGUUAUAUGAAAGAUCCAGUUGUUCUAUGGGGCAACUGCUAAGACUGGAAGGAAUGCUUCCAUCAAGUGCAUUUCCUUGGAGCAAUAAUACACUCAGUGCUGUAAGAUUGCCUAGAGUUGGUGGGAUUGAUGCUGACAGGUUGUUAUAUGGUAGAGACAAUCGGUUCAACACCUUGAGUUUACCAAGAGAAGCUGGGAUAGUUCCCUCCAAAUGGUUAGUCCAUGUACAGUAACUUCAAGUUGACCAAGUUUCCUAUUGCUUCAGGUAUUUUUCCAACUAUAUUGUUGUUUGCUAUGAUAAGAAAACUCAAACCUGAGGAAAGGUUUCCGACUGCACUAGGCAACUCACCUUGAAGACUGUUGUAACCCAAAUCUAAGGACUUCAAAUUGCCGCAGUUUGUCAAGCUGGUCAAAAAGCCCCAAUCAGCAUCAUUUGUUGCUUCGAGCUUAUUUUUUGAAAGGGCCACAACCGACAACCUGUUUUGUCGAGCUCAAGACAAUUGGGAAUUUCACCUGACAAAGAGUUAUACACUGCUUGCAGAAUUUGAAGCCCAGAGGCAUUGCACAUGGAUGGUGGAAUUUUUCCAUGAAAUUGGUUGAUAUCCGCAACAAAAGUUUGUAUGUUUGGAAGCUUAUUGCCUAUGUCAAGAGGAAAAGACCCACUAAGACGAUUGCUUUGUAGACCUAUAUCUUCAAGAGCGGAAAGGUUGAGCAGCGAAGGAGGAAAAGAACCUUCCAGUUUAUUAUAGUCUAGACGAAGGGUCAUUAGGGCACCAAGAUAUCCAAGGGAAUGUGGUAUUUGACCUGAAAGAUUGUUUUGCGAAAGAUCAAGGUUCGUGAGCACCUGAAGGCUGCCUAAUGAUUCCGGGAUGCGCCCUGUGAGGCCAUUUUGCUGAAGACUAAGAAACACUAGCGACGAGAGAUUUCCCAACCAAGCAGGGAUGCUUCCUUUGAUGCUGUUCGCUCCUAGUUCAAGGACUAGAAGAGAUGAAAGGUUCUGGAGAGGUGGUAGGCUCCCUGUUAGUUUGGCUGUAGGGAUGCUCAUAUACUGGAGCGCCGAAAGGUUUGCAAGUGAAGCAGGAAUGGAGCCUCCCAGCAGGUUAUAACCCAGGCCUAGUCCAACAAGGUUAACAAGACCACCUAUCUCCCGUGGGAUCCCUCCAGAUAGGUUGUUGAACUGCAGAUUGAGCGUUCUUAGGUUUGCAAGGCUCCCGAUCCCCGGCGGGAUGCUUCCUGUCAGAGUGUUCUGGCCAAGACUGAGUACCUUGAGACCACUCAGCAGGCAGAGCUCCUGUGGUAUUUCGCUGUGAAACCUGUUGCUGUACAGCAAAAGGUUCUCAAGACGGCUGCAGUUUGAAAGUGACGCCGGGAUCCUCCCCUGGAAGGAGUUGUAGCUGAGGUUGAGGUGCCUGAGGUCAGGGAGGCUGCCGAGCUCCAGCGGGAGGACGCCGUGGAGGUGGUUGGCAGGGAGAUGGAGCCGCCUCAGGUAGGUGAGGUUACCCAGUUCGGGCGGAACAGUGCCGCUGAGGCCGAGUGUCAGGCCCUGAUAUGUACCUGUCGUAGUUCAGUAAGCCACUAGUAACGAUUCAGUUAUCCAACGGCUAGGAUCAAAUCCGUGGCGAUAGACUCAUCUCGACCGUUGAGCGUUAUUACCGUUGUAACAGUAGUAAACAGAGAGUUACUGUUCUUCCCGUUCGGGUUAAAACCCUCCCCUAUAACUAGCCGGGUUGUGGCUGGAUCGAAUAUGCUUUUGGGAUGAAUUCUCCUCAACGCCGUCAUGGCUAAUAUACUGGAACCCUGGCGUUCCUCUUACUCAUACGAGAUCUGUCCAAAUUCCUAUACAAAUUCAUAGAUAAAUUCCCCAAAUACUGUCCGGGUCCUAACAAAUUGGUAAUCAGAGCCUUCGAUUCUUCGGCAAAAAAUUUCUAUAGCGGUGAAUCCCACCCUUGUCCCACCCUCUUCUCUUCUUCGGCGACGGCGAAGAGGAAUUUGGCGGAGUUGGUGGCGGGGCGCGGUCGGGUGGCGUUGGCGGCGGCGAUCAUUCGGACACAGAUCGGCCGAGCGGGAGCGGUUGGUUGAGCACAUCGCUCGAUCGGUAAAAUCCCGCGUCUCAGCUCCGAUCCGUGUGUCAAGGAGGCGUGGAUCGCGACGGCGGCAGGAUCUGAGAAAGAAGAGGAAGCUCGGUCAAGAAGCAAAUAUUCUGCUGCCCAUAAGAGACGACUACACUGACCUGGCCUUAUCAGCAAGGGCCUGGUUUAUUGUAGAAUCAAUGCCUGAUGGAAUCUGGGUUUCAUGCACCGGAAGGAUUUCAAGCUUCAAUGGCUUGACUCUCCUGCACUGAAGGGAUCAAGCCUGUGAAACUUUUGAAAGAUAAGACGCUUCUGAAACUGGCCUCUUGUCGCCUGCAACUCCUUCAAACAUCUUCGAUCUGCAUGCAAUUCACUGGCAUCGCCUUUGAACAUGAAAUUCUAAUGUGCAUGACUGUAAAUACACACAAUUGAGAUUCCGAGAUCAAUGAAUGAUCAUUACUGCCA
This is a messenger RNA of Aegilops tauschii subsp. strangulata, 6849 nucleotides long. Its product is annotated as pentatricopeptide repeat-containing protein At2g02750-like. The record is from RefSeq and is a predicted model, not a curated record. Gene Ontology annotation, molecular function: protein binding; RNA binding. Gene Ontology annotation, biological process: RNA modification. NCBI's taxonomy places the organism in Eukaryota, Viridiplantae, Streptophyta, Magnoliopsida, Poales, Poaceae.